AGAUUAUUUUAGAAAGAAAAAUUCUCGUCCUCUCGUUGUAGAUAUUAUGUGAUGCGUUUACAAACUAACCCCUCACUCAAGGGGCAAUUUUGGUUCUUACAUCACCUUCAUGAAUUAUUAUCCAUUUAUUUUCUCAACGAUUAACUAUAUAAACUCAACUCCUGCCCAGUUUCUGGGUUUGGAUUUUCACUUUGUUGCUCAAGUUGCAUGGCCUGUGUUCUGAGUUCUUCUUCUACCAUUGUUGCGUCCUAUGCACUCAGGAAUGAACCUCAGCUUUACCCCGUGUGGUUUUCUUGCAUUCGCCCUGGAAACCUGCCUAGAAACCAUUUUCAGCUCAAAUCCUCAAAUGGGCAUCCGCUAAAUGCUGUUUCUUCUCAUUCUCAUGAUGCUGGAAGCUCAUUGGCCAAAGAAGAUAGCAAGCCCCAACCAGUUGAUGGACCAUUUCUCUCCUCAGACUCAGAAUGCACUGGAUCCAACCUUAGCAUAACUGUUGUUGGAGCUUCUGGAGACCUUGCCAAAAAGAAGAUUUUUCCAGCUCUUUUUGCUCUUUUUUAUGAAGAUUGCCUACCAGAGAACUUCCUGGUGUUUGGAUUUGCUCGGACCAAAAUGACCAGUGAAGAAUUAAGGAACAUGAUUAGCAGGACUUUAACAUGCAGAAUUGAUAAGAGGGCAAACUGCGAAGAUAAAAUGGACCAGUUCUUGAAAAGAUGCUUUUACCAUUCUGGUCUAUACAAUUCUGAGGACAGCUUUUCAGAUUUGGAUUGCAAGAUGAAGGAGAAAGAGGGUGGAAAACGUUCAAACAGGUUGUUUUAUUUGUCAAUACCUCCAAACAUAUUUGUGGAUGUGGUGAGAUGUGCUAGCCUUAAAGCUUCUUCAAAAAAGGGCUGGACAAGGGUUAUUGUUGAAAAGCCAUUUGGUCGUGACUCGGAAUCAUCUAACGAGCUAACAAGAUGUUUGAAGCAGUACCUCACUGAAGAUCAGAUAUUCAGGAUUGACCAUUACUUGGGUAAGGAGCUCGUGGAGAAUCUAUCUGUGCUUCGCUUUUCAAACCUUGUUUUUGAGCCUCUAUGGUCCCGGACUUACAUUCGCAAUGUACAAUUUAUAUUUUCUGAAGAUUUUGGGACAGAAGGCAGAGGAGGUUAUUUUGAUAACUACGGAAUCAUUCGCGAUAUAAUGCAAAAUCAUCUUCUGCAAAUACUAGCGUUGUUUGCAAUGGAACCACCUGUCAGCUUGGAUGCUGAGGACAUUAGAAAUGAAAAGGUUAAGGUUCUGAGAUCAAUGAGACCACUGCAGCUUGAAAAUGUUGUUACCGGUCAAUAUAAGGGCCACAGCAAAGGUGGUAAAUCAUAUCCAGGUUAUGCAGAUGAUCCAAGUGUUCCGAAGGGUAGUCUUACUCCGACAUUUGCAGCAGCAGCUCUUUUUAUUGACAAUGCUAGAUGGGACGGGGUUCCUUUUCUCAUGAAAGCUGGCAAGGCUCUACAUACUAAACGUGCAGAAAUCAGAGUACAAUUCAGACAUGUCCCAGGUAACUUGUAUAAGCGAAAUUUUGGAGCUGAUAUGGAUAAGGCUACAAAUGAGCUUGUGCUUCGUGUACAACCUGAUGAAGCUAUAUAUUUGAAGGUCAACAACAAAAUUCCGGGUCUAGGAAUGAGAUUAGACAGUAGUGACCUCAAUUUGCUUUACCGAGCAAGGUAUCCAACGGAAAUUCCAGAUGCAUAUGAGAGGUUACUCUUAGAUGCUAUUGAAGGCGAGCGGAGGCUGUUCAUUAGAAGUGACGAGCUAGAUGCAGCUUGGGCACUAUUCACUCCUCUGCUUAAAGAAGUAGAAGACAAGAAGAUUGCUCCAGAGCUCUAUCCCCAUGGUAGCAGAGGACCAAUUGGAGCACAUUACCUUGCCGCAAAGCACAAUGUACGAUGGGGAGAUACUGGUAAUGAUGACUGAUAAGUGGCAGAGCUUUCUUAUGAUAAUCAAUAUUGAUUAUCAGUUUCUUUUUCCUUGUGUUAUAGGGUAGUUUUGUGCUUUCCUCCCUUUGGGUUGGAAGAGAAGUUUCAUACGGAAUAAUCAGAUACAUGUUUCAUAUGGAGUAAUAGCAUACUUUAUCAUGUACUAUACUUUAUCAGUUUCUUUAUAUGGAGUAAUGGCAAGUUGAUUUUGAAUUAGAACUA
Molecule: messenger RNA, 2165 nt
Organism: Lotus japonicus
Lineage: Eukaryota; Viridiplantae; Streptophyta; Magnoliopsida; Fabales; Fabaceae
Product: glucose-6-phosphate 1-dehydrogenase, chloroplastic-like
Exons: 10
Coding region: 208-1941 (577 amino acids)
Biological process (GO): pentose-phosphate shunt, oxidative branch; glucose metabolic process
Cellular component (GO): chloroplast stroma
Molecular function (GO): glucose-6-phosphate dehydrogenase activity; NADP binding
Source: RefSeq, a predicted model, not a curated record